This is a messenger RNA of Prorocentrum cordatum, 876 nucleotides long. Lineage: Eukaryota; Dinophyceae; Prorocentrales; Prorocentraceae. The record is from the annotation of a GenBank genome assembly.
AUGCGGCGUCCCCCCAGGCUCGUUCCGCGCGCCAGGGGUGGGGGUCAGCGCCGAUCAAAACAAUCCGCGCGGACGUCCGCGAAAGUUUCUGUUUACGCCGUUUUUUUUUCUGACGAUGCUGCCGCCGCCCCUGGCGGGCUUGGCGCAGCACCCGCCCCCGAGGGGGUGCGCUUCUGCGUCCUGCGGGCAGGCGAGGUCCUCUACAUCGGCGAGGGCGCGGAUCACGCAUCCUGCAGCCUGGAGCCCUUCUCGCUGGGCGUGGGGGCCCAGGGGCACACUGAGUCCUGGCCGCACCUCCUGCGUGCCGCCAACCGCGGCGACCUCGCGGCGGUGAAGCAGGCGACGGCGCGCGCGGGCGCGGGCGAGCUGCGCCGCGCGCUGCGCCAGACCACCGAGGGCUACGCCCACACCCCCCUGCACCGUGCAGCGCUGCACGGGCACGCCGACGUGGUGGACCACCUCCUCAGCGCUGGCGCGGACCCUGAUGCGCCCGACGCGGAGGGCCUCGCCCCGAUCUUCCUGGCGGCCUUCAGCGGCCACCUGCCUGCGACCGAAGCGCUGGCCGCGCGCGGACGCGGCGCGGCCCUGCGUGACCCCAAGGGCGCCGGGCCGCUGCAGUGGGCCGCCACGCAGGGGCACGAGGCGCUCGUGGCGCGGCUCGUCGAGGGGCUGGGGGCGGACGCCCGAGGCCGCGACUCCCUCGGCGGCGGCAGCGUCUCCGCGGCCGCCACCAUGGGCCACGUGGCCGUCAUGGAGCAGCUGCAGCGGGAGGGCGCCGACCUCGAGGAGCAGGACCGGGAGGGCAUGCGCCCGCUGCACUGGGCGGCCGCGCACGGCCACCGCGGGGCGGUGGAGUGGCUGCUGCGCCGGCGCGCG